This is a messenger RNA of Closterium sp. Naga37s-1, 1011 nucleotides long. Lineage: Eukaryota; Viridiplantae; Streptophyta; Zygnematophyceae; Desmidiales; Closteriaceae. The record is from the annotation of a GenBank genome assembly.
AUGCAUCUGGAAGCAGGGGGUUUUGUGCAUUUGAUGCCGGAGAAUCCCAAGGAGGACCUCUUUGUGGCGCGCAUAGAGAGCUUCCUGGAGGAGCGUGGACACAAGAGCCUCUGCGUGCGCUGGUACUAUCGACUUCAGGACCUGGCACACAAGCCACCCACUCCUCCAGAGCCCAACGAGCUCUACUACACCACGUACUACGACGUGCAGCAUUUCGAGGCGGUCUGCAGGGAGCCCUGUGAGGUGGCGUAUGCUAGCACCCACUCCCUGAAUUCGCAAGGCAGAUCUCAGGGGAAUGCGCGUUCGUAUGUGUGCAAGUAUGUGUAUGUAUCGGAGAAAGGAGCUUUCCUGCCCAUCAAAGGAGCUGAAGCAGCUGACGCCACAAAGCAGCAGCAGCAGCAGCAGCAGCAGGACGAGGAUGAGGAAGAGGAGCAGAAGCCUCUUUCAGCCGCCCUCCUUGCACGUGGUAAGUCAAGUCAAGCUUGUGGCUGCUGCAUGGCCCAAAAAGCACUUACUUGUUCAAGGCGAGGUUGUAGCUUUUUCUCACAUGCCUUCUCACAUGCCUUCUCACAUGCCUUCUCACAUGCCUUCUCACAUGCCUUCUCACAUGCCUUCUCACAUGCCUUCUCACAUGCCUUCUCACAUGCCUUCUCACAUGCCUUCUCACAUGCCUUCUCACAUGCCUUCUCACAUGCCUUCUCACAUGCCUUCUCACAUGCCUUCUCACAUGCCUUCUCACAUGCCUUCUCACAUGCCUUCUCACAUGCCUUCUCACAUGCCUUCUCACAUGCCUUCUCACAUGCCUUCUCACAUGCCUUCUCACAUGCCUUCUCACAUGCCUUCUCACAUGCCUUCUCACAUGCCUUCUCACAUGCCUUCUCACAUGCCUUCUCACAUGCCUUCUCACAUGCCUUCUCACAUGCCUUCUCACAUGCGUCGCUGUGCAGCAGCGGAGAGCAGCAGCAGCAACGGCAGUGGAGGGCUGCAAGUGAAGGCGGGGGUGGCAUAUGA